This is a messenger RNA of Ceratina calcarata, 1123 nucleotides long. RefSeq lists its product as uncharacterized. The record is from RefSeq and is a predicted model, not a curated record. Bases 61 to 900 code for a protein of 279 amino acids. The transcript is spliced from 5 exons. NCBI's taxonomy places the organism in Eukaryota, Metazoa, Arthropoda, Insecta, Hymenoptera, Apidae.
GUUUUAUCAAAUUAUACUUCCAACUUUUACUUGAGGGGUUAAUAUAAGCAGUUGCAAGAAAUGGAAAGAAGCAAACCCAAAACACCAAAACGUAAGCCACGCUUUCCUCUCACACCAGACACAGAGAGGAAAGUCGUAGAUAGCACAACAAAUGCUCAUGCAGGCAGACGUCAGAGAUCAACGAUGGCUCCUUGUGAUUUUGCUUUACCACAAUCUACUGUAAAAAGAAGACUCGGAUUGGAUCGUACAUCCGUGUUUUCUACACAUGGAUCAAUGGAUGGGGCAUGUACAACAGGGUCAGAAGGCAAUGAUACAGAACUUAAGCUUCUUUAUGAUCAGUAUAUGCAAAACCUUCUAACGAAGGAAAUUUUAAAAAGAAGACAACAAGAGAAGAUGCAUUUAUUUUUUAUCCAGUUAGCUACGAUAGCCAAGGAAUGCAAUGACUUGAAAGAAAAGCUGUUCAAACUGAAAAUCCGAGAAAGGGACAUAAUGAAUUUGACUAAAAUACAGACUGCUAUUGAUUCACAAAUUGCCGAUACUAAUAAUUGCACUCUAAAGGAAGAUAUUCAACCAUUAGAGAGUACUCUAUCCCAAUUAUAUAGUCACAUAAAGCCUUUUGAUGUACUCCGCGUAAGUAAUAUGGUCUUACCUGAAACAACUGAAGAAUGGUCUAACAUGAGAGAGACGAUGGAAUCGUGUUCGGAGACAUUAAAAUCUAUUAUAGAUAUCAUUGGACUAAGGAAGGAGUCGUAUGAGAAUGUUAGCAAGGGCGUGAAAGAAUUCAUUCAUAUUUUUGACGAUAUAAAGGAACAUCAUCAGAGGUUGGAGAAAGAAAUACCUAAUUUGCAAUUUCUAGUGUUAAAGGGUGCCUCCUUAGCUUUAAUGGAAGAUCACAAUUGAUAGAUACGAACUUGUUCUGCCACAAAUAUCAUCGCCAUUAUUUAUGGACUACAGAUUCUUACACAGUAUAAAACUGUGAUGUCAGUUUAGAAAAUGACACAUAAAUUGAGAUUUGUUUUAUCGUUCAUCAAAUGAUGAUAACUGAGAACUAGGCUAAGAAUUUAUAUUUUUGUAUCUAUUAUUUGUAAAGAAUGUAAAUAAUAAAAGGUGCACUGGAAAUCUA